UUAUGCAGGGGUUCAUCGAAUUCACUCACCCGAUGGAUUUUGACAUUUGAGCGGGUCGUCUUCUCGAACAAAAGUUCAUUUUGCGUUCAUUAUGCGACCCGCUCAAACGUCAUAAUUUCUUGGGGGAGUUCAUUUUGCGUUAGUCUAUAGACCUGUGCAGGAGUUCAUCAAAUUCACUCACCCGAUGGAUUUUGACAUUUGAGCGGGUCGUCUUCUCGAACAAAAGUUCAUUUUGCGUUCAUUAUGCGACCCGCUCAAACGUCAUAAUUUCUUGGGGGAGUUCAUUUUGCGUUAGUCUAUUCUCGUAACACACUACGAAAACAAAAACAUUAAAAUGUCAUUGCGGUUGACCGCAGUCGCUUUAUCAACUUAUCAGUUAGCAGUUUAAAUUAAACAAAUUAAAACAAUCAAAAGUGAACGGAUAUUAUCCCGAAUAAAUGGAUCCACUAGAGUACAAGGCUCUGCAUGAAAGUGCUAUGCGGAACAACAAUGGGACAUCGGCGCUGAACGUGUUCCUGCACAUCCUCCCGUCGUACUUCACAAUUUUUCACACGGUCCAACUACUGUCGACCGCAUCGAUCGUUCACAUUCCUGGCCGAUUCCUGAUGGAGUUUUUCCUGGUAGUGCUUCCCUUCCUACUGAUGGUCACCAUUCUGCACCCACUGGUGGCAAACAUCAGCGUAACACUCGCGCUGAUCACCGCAGUGUCCGCCGUACACCAGAUGAAGAAUCGUACCCAUUUUACGCCGUUUGUGCAAAUUCCGGCCAAACAACCGCAGUUCAUGAGUGCAACCCGGGCGCUGAUAAAUCUGAUGACGGCAGUUUGCAUACUGGCGGUGGACUUCAGGAUCUUUCCGCGGGAGUUGGCCAAGACCGAGACCGGGUUCGGGCUGAUGGACGUGGGCGUCGGACUGUACGUCUUCAGCAACGGUAUCGUGAUAAAGUUGGAUAAGGAGCGAAAAUUGGAUAUCAAGCGAUUGAAGGACGUUCUUUUGGGGAGCUUCCCUUUGUGUGUGCUCGGGGCGAUGCGGUUCUUCGUGACACAGGAGAUCGACUAUCAGCAGCACGUUUCGGAGUAUGGUGUGCAUUGGAAUUUCUUCGUUACGCUGGCGAUCGUUAAGAUCUUUGGCACGUUGAUUAUGGAUGCUGUGAAAGAUCCCGAAGUGGCGAAAUUUGUUGCUAUCACGGUGCUGUGCUGCCACGAAAUGAUGCUGCAUCUUGGGGUUUCGCGUUACGUUAUGAAUGAGAAAGUCGAGCGGAGUAACUUUCUCGAUGCCAAUCGAGAAGGAGUGGCGUCCGUCCCAGGGUACGUAGCUUUGUAUCUAGCUUCGACCUACUUGGGUUCGGUCAUGCGUCCCACCGUAGAGAUCCAACCCGUGAAGAAGUUUCUCCGACAGGCGAUGAAACUGAGCAUCACUGCCGUUUGCUGGAUGAUGAUCUACGUUUGCGAGGACAUGUUCGGCGUUUCCCGUCGGCUGGCAAACAUGGGGUAUGUAUUCUGGAUCCUUUCGAUCGGCGCAACCAUGAGUGUGCUGUUCAUGUUGCUCGAGGUGUUUGUUUAUUACGUGAGAUUUGAGGAACCGAAAACACCCGAUCAAAUAAUGAAGGGAGACGAUUUCUGCAUUCCGUACUCGCCAUUAAUACUAAAUGCAAUCAACGAAAAUGGUUUGGCAUUCUUUUUGGGAGCCAAUCUGUUGACCGGUUUAGUUAAUAUGCUGUUUCAAACGAUGUUGAUGGAACCACCGGCAGCUCUGGUCAUCAACUGUUAUUACAUCUUCAUGAUUUGUGUGAUUGUUGUAUUCAUGUAUGUCAAUAAGAUCAAGUUGAAAGUAUGGUAAGGUGAAGCAAAACGGUUGUGUAUUACCCCUCUAGUCAUUAUUUAAUUGGAAUCAUUCUUGUAAUGCCUGUGGUACAAGCUAAGUAUAGGCGAAUGAGGAAAAUGCGUUGCAUUUUUUUUAAUCAUCGUUUUCAGAUGAGGUUUCAAAGAUGACAUUCACAUUCGUACAAAGUUUGAGACAAUUUUUGUUUAGAUGAUUAAUGAAUUCAAAGUGCUCAAGCCGUACUAUUACAAAAUCUAACAAUGUAUCGUAAAACUUUUGUUUCUAUUGUUUAAGUUCACCGACUGAUGUCCUUUAUAACGCUUAAGCUAAGUUCACUUUUGCAUCAAUAUAGAUGU
Armigeres subalbatus is the source of this 2176-nucleotide messenger RNA. RefSeq lists its product as uncharacterized. NCBI's taxonomy places the organism in Eukaryota, Metazoa, Arthropoda, Insecta, Diptera, Culicidae. The record is from RefSeq and is a predicted model, not a curated record. Gene Ontology annotation, biological process: protein localization to plasma membrane; GPI anchor biosynthetic process. Gene Ontology annotation, molecular function: glucosaminyl-phosphatidylinositol O-acyltransferase activity. Gene Ontology annotation, cellular component: membrane; endoplasmic reticulum.